UACCAGUCUCGCGAGAUGAGACUUGCGCGUCAGGAAUUGCUGGUCUGCGGACCCGAAUAACUGGGCAUUUAAAUGGCGUUGCGGGACAUUUAAACAGAGAUCUGGAACUGGAGGCUAUAAUAAGAAAGUCGUGAAUGUACUGCGGAAAGCGAUAAAUUUGUGUGGUAUGUACUGCAGGUUACAGGAGCACCACCUCAGGAAGAAGAACAAGUGUAACAUUUAAACAGACAUGGAUGAAAAAACUAUAUUAGUAGAAAUUCCUGACAUUUUGAAGAAAAAGCUAGAAGAAGACUGCUAUCUCAUAAAUAAAAGGAAACGGCUGGUAAAACUACCAUGUCAAACCAACAUCAUUACUAUUCUUGAAUCUUAUGUGAAACAUUUUGCUAUCAAUGCAGCAUUUUCUGCAAACGAGAGGUUCCGUCACCAUCAGACAACAAGCGUCAAUACAAAUCUUCAUUAUAUUCCACCAGAAAAAAAUGUUGAACUUUGUAAAGAGAUGGUCGAUGGCUUGAGGAUUACAUUUGAUUUUACUCUACCUCUAAUACUACUUUAUCCAUAUGAACAAACACAAUAUAAAAAGGUGAUGUCGUCAAAGUUUUUUCUUCCUAUUAGAGAAAGUGCAUCUAUUGGCAACAGAAAUCAGGAAGAAGUAUCGCCAAGUCCACCACUUCUAAAUCCGCCAACUCCGCAGUCAACUGACAGUCAACAUACCACAGGGGAGCCAGCAACUCCAAAAAGGCGAAGAACAGAGCCAGACAUUUUGCAAUCUUUAAGACGUUCUACAAGGCACAGUACAAGCUGUGAUAGGAUGUCAGAAAGCAGUGCUUCUCCACAACCUAAGCGACGACAUCCAGAAACUCCAACAUCAAUGCCAAAGCUCUUCCUGCAUUUAGAAAAGAAAACUCCUGUACAUAGUGGUUCUUCUUCACCAAUCACAUUAACUCCCAGCAAAGAAGGAAGCUCUGUGUUCUCUGGAUUAGAAGGUCGGAGGAAUAAUGAGCUCAAUGAGGUGUUGUCUUGGAAACUAAUGCCAGAAAAUUACCCUCAAAGUGAUCAGUCACCUCCUCCAUCUUACAUUUAUGGAUCGCAACACCUGCUUCGAUUAUUUGUGAAACUUCCAGAAAUAAUGGGAAAGAUGAUGUUCUCAGAUAAAAACCUAAAGGCUUUGCUCAAGCACUUUGAACUUUUUCUAAGAUUCCUUGCAGAGUAUCAUGAGGAUUUCUUCCCAGAAUCUGCUUAUGUAGCUGCCUGUGAAGCCUAUUACAGUACCAAAAAUCCUCGAGCAGUCUAUUAACAUCACAAAGUACAGACUUUUCACUAUUUUUCAUCUAAGACUACAAACUGUUUCACACUUGAACAUUAUUCAGAUGAAGAAGGUUAAGUUUUCUGACUCCAGUUUUGCCUCUCAGCUGUUGCAGGAUGAUUGUUGCUGAACUUUGUAUAUAAUUUUAAAUGUUUUUCGAUUUACUGUGUUGCCUUAUUAAAUGUAGGCAAAUGAAAGUUCUUUGCAUGUAUUUGUUGUCAUUAAAAACAUGCUGCAAAGUUACUCUCUUUAUUUGCUUAAAUAAGUUAA
Messenger RNA from Xenopus tropicalis (tropical clawed frog), 1573 nucleotides. RefSeq names its product MSL complex subunit 3 (gene msl3). The record is from RefSeq and is a predicted model, not a curated record. The transcript is spliced from 9 exons. The coding region runs from base 230 to 1294 and encodes 354 amino acids. Gene Ontology annotation, biological process: regulation of DNA-templated transcription; chromatin organization; DNA-templated transcription. Gene Ontology annotation, cellular component: chromosome; nucleus. NCBI's taxonomy places the organism in Eukaryota, Metazoa, Chordata, Amphibia, Anura, Pipidae.